AUGGAUCUGGUCAACAGCCUAGAAGGCAGACUGCUCUUCGCAGUCCCCAAGAAGGGCCGCCUUCUCCAGGCCGCUCUAAACCUCCUUGAGGGUGCCGACAUCCAGUUCAAGCGCGAGAACCGUCUCGAUAUUGCUCUCGUCAAGAACCUGCCCAUUGCGCUCGUGUUCCUUCCCGCUGCCGAUAUCCCAACCUUUGUGGGCGAGGGUCGUGUCGAUCUCGGUAUCACGGGCUAUGACCAGGUUCAGGAGCACGACGCCGGAACCCGGGCGCUCGCACGCCUCCGCCGCUUGAGUAACGAUUGGGACUCCAGUAGGGCUCCCAACAAGCCGCAGGGCUGUGAGACUGUCCUAGACCUCGGCUUCGGCGCCUGCCGUCUGCAAGUUCAGGUACCCGCCAAAGGCCAAUACGUGGAAAGAAAGGACUUGAUCGGGAAGAACGUCGGUACCAGCUUUGUCCACCUUGCGCGCGAGUACUUUGCGCGCCUCGAGAUGGAGCAGGAGGGCAUCCAGGACACGACCAAGGUGGAAGGCAGGAAACUCCGGACUAAGAUCAUCGAGCUCAGCGGGAGUGUGGAGGCGGCUUGUGCGCUAGGCGUCGCAGACGGGAUUGUUGAUUUGGUUGAAUCUGGUGAGACGAUGAAAGCCGCGGGCCUCAAGGCAAUUGACACCGUGGUUGAGACAUCCGCCAUCUUGAUCAAGUCCAAGGCCCCCAGCGACCCAGCCCUGGUCGACCUGAUUGCGUCCCGCAUUCGCGGCGUCAUCACCGCCCAACGGUUCGUGCUCUGCCAGUACAAUGUGCCGCGUGCCAAACUAGCCGCGGCCACCGAGAUCACCCCGGGUAAGCGCGCUGCGACCGUUACCGCGCUCGACGAGGAAGGCUGGGUAGCCGUGAGUGUCAUGGUAGAGAAGAAGCGUAUCGCGGUCGUCAUGGAUGAUUUGGUGCAGGUCGGCGCAGAGGAUAUUUUGGUGCUAGAUAUUCACAACACUAGGAGUAACUAG
Messenger RNA from Dichotomopilus funicola, 999 nucleotides. RefSeq lists its product as uncharacterized. Lineage: Eukaryota; Fungi; Ascomycota; Sordariomycetes; Sordariales; Chaetomiaceae. The transcript has 4 exons. Gene Ontology annotation, molecular function: ATP phosphoribosyltransferase activity; magnesium ion binding. Gene Ontology annotation, biological process: L-histidine biosynthetic process. Bases 1 to 999 code for a protein of 332 amino acids. The record is from RefSeq and is a predicted model, not a curated record. Gene Ontology annotation, cellular component: cytoplasm.